UGAGCCAAUGAAAAUGGAGGACGCGCCUGAAUUAUUUUGUUGUGGGAGGCUGAAAAUAAGAUGCUAAGCAACACUUGUUGAGUAAAGAUACAGGUAAAGUGUAAGAGAAGAAGUUAAGAGUGAAGAAACAUUACCGUGGAAGUAUGAAUCCUGAAGGCACUCUGGAGUUAACAGAGGCAGAUCAUGAUCUGGGAAGACCCAUGAUCAUACAGAGAGAGGACAUGUCUCAGACUGUAGUGACGGAAGACCAGUGUCCUCAAGAUGGCGUUUUACAGCAACAUACCACUGGUGUAACAGUAGCAGAUAGAACCAGGGAGAUGGUGAUGACUGGUGUGUCUAGCUCAAAUAUGUCCCAGAGCGUUGUCGUGGAUGAGCAGAUCCACUACCCCCAGGAUGGCGUGUUCCAAAAUGAACCUGGAGUCGUCGUGGAAGAGAGAUCCCAUGAGAUGAUGGUACCGAGGGUGUCGCAGGACAUGGUGGUUGACCAGCAGGAAAUAGUCAUCCAGGACGACUCACAACAGGUGGUACUGGUCACUGUGCCGGACACCUCGGGGGGAGACAAUGAUGGUAAUGUGGAGAUCAUAGUUACCACAUGUGCAUUAUCAUCAAUAAAUGAACAUGUGUCACAACAAGUGUCACUGGGUCCUGUCAGUAAAGCAGGUGAACAUUAUGAACAGAUGAACACCAUGUCAAGUUCUGAUAGAAUUCUACCCCAGAGUGUUUGUGACUACAACAAAGCCAUCUUUAACCGGGGCAACCACAGCUCCACUCAUUCUGUGACAGUAGCAACAGACAGUGGAGAUGGGGAGGUACAAGGCCUGGAAACACUGUAUAGUCCAGUUGACAAUAUGUACAACCAACAGCUGUCCAGUGCAGUGGUUCCUGCUUUAGUAAACAGCACAGAUGAUCCCGUGUAUGACUCAGCUGUGUCCUCUGGUAUCAUAUCCUCAGCAUUCCAGUCUGCUCUCAACACUGUGUCCACUACGCCAAUGAUAAGUCUCACUCGCUUCCCAGGGAGCCCAGUCAAACAAACUGACCGGGAAGGAGGAGUGCCGCUGCAAAGUGCCUCCAGCACUGUGGUUGCUGGGCAACAGACAAGUGUAAUCUCCAGCACCAGAGUCCAGCAGUCAUUACUGACAACUACCUCUAUGACACCGCAGGAUCAAGCUUUGUAUGAAAAACAGGAAACUAUGAAGAGUUUAGAGUUAGUUGAUGCUCAGUGGAAAACUUCAGUUAUGGAGAGUCCUUCAAAAUCUGCUGAGACUGAUGCAAUGUUCCUCACUGAAAAUACACCUGGUGAAGGUGCCGUUUUUGGCUACAAGGUAAUUGACAUUAAUGCAGAACAGCCUGAACAUGAUAUGGAACCAGAAGAUCAUCAUGCAAAGAUGGAGGAGGAAGCAACCAGUGACCUUGGCUCCAAGAAGGAUGGUGCUGUUGAAGGUGAUUCAGCUUCAACCAAUGAUGCUAGGACCAACAAGAGAAAGAAUGUUGAAACUGUUGAGUCCGGCGGUGUGGGGACUUGCAAGGUGUCAGAGCCGAACGAGGUGAAGGCACAAGUGAGAGAGUGUGGUGUGUGUCACACAAGUUUCAGUAAUGCAGAGGAGUUUGUGCUGCACAUGAUGCAGCAUUCCUUGUAUGACUCAUUCAUGUGUGACCAUUGUGGCAAGCGGUUUGUUGAUAAAGGUUCGCUGAGUCGGCAUAAGCUGAAACACAGUCGGAAUCUCAGACGGGAGUUCCACUGCAAGGAGUGUCACAAAUCAUUUACUACAAACACUUAUCUUAAAUCCCACAUGCGGACACACACUGGGGAGAAGAUUCACGCCUGUGAUGAGUGUGAUGAGAGAUUCACUUUCUCCAACAUGCUUCGAAGACAUAAGUUCAAAGUUCAUAAGGAUUCCAUCCGAGAGUGUCCCAUCUGUAACAAGGAGUUUGUGAAUGGUAUGUUGCUGGAGAAACACUUAGCUGAUCAUGAAAAGCAACCUCCUGAAAUGGGGGACAAACAGGACAUGCCAUCACUCAAAGAACCAACAAAGCGGAGAAGUAAAAGAAAGAUCAGAAAAACUACAAAAAUGACUGCUGCCAAAAUGAGGGUGAAAAAUACAAAAGCUGGCAGUAAACCUCAAACAAGAGGACAAAAGAAAAAGGAAACUUCUACAACAUCUCCAGUAGUGUCAAAUGUUCCAAAACCACAGCAAUUUUCCUGUAUGAUCUGCCAGGAGAAAUUCUCAUCAAAACUUCUUUUGAAAAAACAUGCAAGGACUCAUUUAGGUCAGAGAAUUUUGAGGUGUGAUAAGUGUGGGAAGGUGUUCCAAGACUCCAUCAAGCUGAAGAUGCACAAGUUGUCGCGCACCGGGCAGACCUUCAUGUGCGACUUCUGUGGGAAGAGCUUCAGCUAUGCCUCCACUCUCAACAUGCACAAGAAGCGACAUGCGCAGGAGAAGGGCGUUCAGUGUAAUGUAUGUGGUAAGAGAUUUGCUACAGCGGAUAUUCUUAAAACACACAAGACAACUCACACAACCAUGAAGGCAUAUGUCUGUGAUGUGUGCGAAAAAGCAUUCACCAGUCAAUAUUACUUGAAAGCUCACAAGCGCAUUCAUACAGGGGAGAAGCACUAUGGCUGUCUACAUUGUGGGGAGUCUUUUAUGUUCUCAACUGGACUCAGACGCCAUGUUAUCAAGGAGCAUGGUGGGAUCACAUCAAAGAAGACACCAGAGGCUGAGAAGAAAGAGAACUCCCCAUCUCCUGAGGAUGAUGUAAGUGGAGGUGGGGAUGAUGACAUUGACGAUAUCCCAGAUCUAUCUUCACACAAUAUUCAAGACAUGAUGAUUGGAAAGGAUGGAGAAAUAUUGUCAACCUGUAAAAUUAAGGUGGAGAAAGGCAUGCUUAUGGCCUCUACGAAGGACCAACAUGGGAUGUUGGAAUGCGGGUGGUGUGGGAAGAAGUUCCAGUCGACCCCCUGCCCUCAACACUCACAUGAAGGAGCAUGUAGAAUUUCCACACACCUGUCACAAGUGCAACAAAACCUUUUCCCGAGAACUGUAUCUCCAGAAACACCUUCAGCGCCACAAUGAUGACCGACCCCAUCACUGUGAGGAAUGUGGGAAGAGUUUCCGCAGCGCCAGCUAUCUGGCCCAGCACCAGCAGAUCCACACCGGCGAGAAGAGCUACCAGUGUCAGCUCUGUGGGCA
Molecule: messenger RNA, 3188 nt
Organism: Haliotis rubra (blacklip abalone)
Lineage: Eukaryota; Metazoa; Mollusca; Gastropoda; Lepetellida; Haliotidae
Product: zinc finger and SCAN domain-containing protein 2-like
Exons: 2
Coding region: 144-3071 (975 amino acids)
Cellular component (GO): nucleus
Source: RefSeq, a predicted model, not a curated record